This is a messenger RNA of Microthlaspi erraticum, 2079 nucleotides long. The record is from the annotation of a GenBank genome assembly. NCBI's taxonomy places the organism in Eukaryota, Viridiplantae, Streptophyta, Magnoliopsida, Brassicales, Brassicaceae.
AUGUCUGGGUUCGUAGGUGUUGUGGUUUCGGAUCCAUGGCUACAGAGCCAGUUCACUCAAGUCGAACUUCGAACUCUCAAUUCCAAGUUUGUAUCGUUGAAGAAUCAGAUUGGAAAGAUCACCACAGAAGAUCUCCCUCCGUUCAUGUCAAAGCUGAAGGCACUUAGUGCAUCAUUUAAGGACGAUGAGAUCAAAGAGAUGCUGAGAGAAUUGAGUUCUGAUAGAAGCAGUGACGUGAGUUUCGAAGAGUUUCUCAAGAUAUAUCUAAACUUACAAGGUAAAGCAGCUGAGAAACCUGGUGGUCACAAGAACUCGUCAUCAUCGUUUCUUAAGGCUAGCACAACGACGCUUCUUCACACUAUAAGCCAGUCGGAGAAGAGCUCUUUUGUUCAACACAUCAACAGAUAUCUUGGGGAUGACCCUUUUCUGAAGCAGUUCCUUCCUCUUGAUCCAAAUUCUAAUGACUUGUAUGAACUUGUGAAAGACGGUGUGCUUCUAUGUAAGCUCAUAAAUGUAGCAGUUCCAGGGACAAUAGAUGAACGAGCGAUCAACACGAAGAGGGUUCUUAAUCCGUGGGAGAGAACUGAGAAUCACACGCUUUGUCUCAACUCUGCCAAAGCUGUUGGAUGCACUGUUGUUAAUAUUGGGACACAAGACCUGGCUGAAGGAAGGCCUCAUCUGGUGCUUGGAUUGAUUUCACAACUCAUAAAGAUUCAACUUCUCGCUGAUCUCAAUUUAAAGAAGACGCCUCAGCUUGUUGAGUUGGUUGAGGACAGCGAUGAUGUUGAGGAGUUGCUUAGAUUACCCCCUGAGAAAGUCUUACUGAAAUGGAUGAACUUCCAUCUUAAGAAAGGUGGUUACAAGAAAACCGUUUCAAACUUUUCUUCAGACUUGAAGGAUGCACAAGCCUAUUCUUACCUUCUGAAUGUUCUUGCACCUGAACAUUGUGAUCCGGAUACACUAGAUGCAAAAGAUCCUCUUGAAAAGGCUGAAUUGGUUCUCAACCAUGCAGAGAGAAUGAACUGCAAGCGAUACUUGACUGCAGAAGAGAUAGUUGAAGGAUCUCCAACUUUGAAUCUCGCAUUUGUCGCACAAAUAUUCCAAGAAAGGAAUGGUCUAAGUACGGAUGGUAAGUAUUCAUUUGCAGAGAUGAUGACAGAAGAUGUAGAGACUUGUAGAGAUGAACGAUGCUACCGGCUAUGGAUCAACAGCCUCGGGAUUAGCAGUUAUGUCAAUAAUGUUUUUGAAGAUGUUAGAAAUGGGUGGAUUCUUCUGGAGGUUCUUGACAAGAUCUCUCCCGGGUCAGUGAACUGGAAGCAUGCAUCAAAGCCGCCGAUUAAGAUGCCGUUUAGAAAAGUAGAGAACUGCAAUCAAGUCGUCAAGAUUGGGAAAGAGCUGAAGUUCUCACUCGUUAAUGUAGCUGGAAAUGACAUAGUUCAAGGGAACAAGAAGCUCAUUCUUGGUCUCUUAUGGCAGUUGAUGAGAUUCCACAUGCUCCAACUUCUCAAGAGUCUCAGAUCGCGGACACGAGGCAAAGAAAUGACUGAUGCAGAUAUCCUCAGCUGGGCCAACCGGAAAGUAAGAGCUAUGGGGAGGAAAUCGCAGAUUGAGAGCUUCAAGGACAAGAGUCUAUCGAGCGGGUUGUUCUUCCUUGACCUUCUAUGGGCGGUGGAGCCAAGAGUUGUUAACUGGAAUCUUGUCACCAAGGGUGAAACAGAUGAGGAGAAGAGGUUGAAUGCUACGUACAUAGUCAGCGUCGCAAGAAAGCUCGGAUGUUCUGUUUUCUUGUUGCCUGAAGAUAUCAUGGAGGUGAAUCAGAAGAUGAUGCUAAUCUUAACGGCGAGUAUAAUGUACUGGAGUCUUCAGAAACACUCAUCGGAGAGUAGUUCGGAUUCGUCGUCAACUCAGAGCACAACCACGACGUGCACCAGCUCAGACGCGUCCUCUGCUCCGUCUGUCACCGGAGAGGACGAAGUUUCCUCAUUGAGUAGCGAAGUCUCGCGCUUGGCCGUUGAGGACAACGAUGCUGAUGCGGUUUCUGACAUCACCACUGUCUCAGAGGAGACACUCAACGUAUAG